UUUCUGCAUGUUGCGUUCUGUAAAGGGAAACCUUUGAGCUCUUGCCCUUACAUAACGCAGGCCAAAUUACUGUAGUUAACAGGCUAGUAGCGUGCUGUAGAAUAAUGUAGGCUAUACGCCAAAUUCACAAGCACAAAGCUUCGGGAAUGGAAACCGAAAGUGAUGUGUGAUGAAGAGAAACGAAAUCAUGACUUCACCGGGGGGUUGGGUCAUCAGCUGUAUAAAGCAGCGCUCAGAAUGCUUCUGCAGAAUCUGAAUCAUCUGGCGAUCAAGCAACUCGUAUAUCAACGAUCGACAUCAGUGACUACAAACUUAAGAAUCGACUAACGAAGAAUGGAUAUUCAAAUCAAAUUCCUGAACGGACAUACGUACCCCCUGGCGGUGAACUCAAGUAUAACCGUUGGAGAUUUAAAGAAACGCAUCGAGCAGCUGAGCGGCGAUGCACCUGCACGUCAGAGACUCUCAAACGGAAACGGGAUUAACUUCAGCAAUGAUUCCAGCACCCUCGGUGACCUCGGCUUGAAGUCUGGUUGCUCGCUCAUGGUUCUGGUAACGGACCCCGCGCCUAUUCAGGUGUUCCUAAAGAACGAGAAAGGUCAGACUUCCACCUAUGACGUGACGCCUGGUGAAACCGUCACUGCUUUCAAAAGCAAGGUCCACAUAAGGGAGAGGGUUCCAGUAGACCAACAGAGACUGAUUUUCGAGGGCAAGCAGCUUGAUGAUGGGCGCACACUGGAAGACUACAACAUUAGAUCUGAGAGCACCAUCUAUCUCACACUCCGUCUCAGAGGAGGUUAAUUUGAAAAUGAAUUAAUCUGAGGAUUAUUUAAUUCUAUUUAAUAGAAUCAUUUAUAAUAAUUGAGCACAAAUCAUUCCGAUGCCAAACAUUUUCUUUUAAUAUUACCCAUUCAUUUCAAUGAUUAACUUAAUUGUUAGAUAUAGGCCUUAUUGUUAAUGUUUGUCUGUUAAUAAGUUAAUAUGCUUGAAUAAACAUCUUUUAAAAAUA
Messenger RNA from Clupea harengus (Atlantic herring), 1006 nucleotides. RefSeq names its product polyubiquitin 11-like. Lineage: Eukaryota; Metazoa; Chordata; Actinopteri; Clupeiformes; Clupeidae. Bases 334 to 798 code for a protein of 154 amino acids. The transcript has 3 exons. Gene Ontology annotation, molecular function: protein binding. The record is from RefSeq and is a predicted model, not a curated record.